UAUUAGACUUAGAGCCAUUUUCUUAGUUGGUAUUGUUAUCCGUUCAAUUAAUUACUCCAUUAAAAUCCUCAAGUAAAGCAACCCCUAGUUUCCUAAUAAUCGUCCAUUGUGAAAUCAUAUUUAAACCCUUCAAAGAAGCUGAAUAGAACAAAACAAGCACCAACACUAACAUUGCAAAUCCAAAACACCAGUUCACAAAAUCAAGAAUUGAUGAGAAAAUGGAGGAAACAGGGCGUAAAGGAGUUCCAUUUCCAGGUUUUGAGAUGAGUGUUCACAACGACGACUGUGUAUUCCGGGGAUCUUUAAGCUGCCGUCUUCAGAGACGAGCUCCUUGUCCUCUCUUAGUACCACCAAGACCUCCUCCUUCCACCGUAGCUCCUUCCGCGUCUGCGUCUCUGCUCUGUCAAAACGGCACAGAUCCAAUCCCUCUAUUGUCCCCACUUGUUCUUCCUUCCAUGCUUCAACCUAAUCCCAUCACGACCUCUCGUUGACUCUUUCUCUUUCCAAUCUCUUAGGUUUUUGUUUUCUUUCUUUCCUGUAAUGACAAUGUUCUCAACUCACUUAUCUAUUUUAUCUUGGAUAAUUUUUGUUUUUAUUUGAUUUUUUUCAUAAUCUAGAUUAAAAAAAUGUCACUGUCUCUAUUCAGAUUCACAUUUUCUCGAGUCUCGACCCUUGAUUUUCUAUUUGUACAUUAAUCUGUCUGUUUUCAUUGACACAAUAAUAUUCCACCAAGGUUUUCUUGUUU
This is a messenger RNA of Brassica napus (rape), 745 nucleotides long. RefSeq lists its product as uncharacterized. The transcript has a single exon. Lineage: Eukaryota; Viridiplantae; Streptophyta; Magnoliopsida; Brassicales; Brassicaceae. The record is from RefSeq and is a predicted model, not a curated record. Bases 219 to 491 code for a protein of 90 amino acids.